AUGAAGAAUAGAGAAUCUAUACAUUUUCUUGGUACUUGGUAUGAAAUUGAAAGAACUCCGAAUCAAAAUGAAAUCAAUCAAAAAUGUUCAAUAAUUGGCUACAAAUUAAUUCCAAAUCUACCACUAAUUGCUUUUAUUCUUUCAAAAGAUAAAACAACUGGAGAGAUUAGUAGAUUACCUGCAUCAGAUACUCCAUUAGGACAACAUUUAGCCAGAUGGGAUUUUCGUUACCCAGCAAAUCUCCAAGAAAGUAAUGGUAUUACUUCAAUUUUAGAUACUGAUUAUGUUAAUUAUGCGAUUAAGACUUUGGUUCAACAAAAAAAAGAUAGAAAUUCUGGAUAUAUGUUAACUGUGUGGAUACUCUCGAGAGAAAAAACGAUUUCAAAAGAUAAUUAUAACAGGGCUAUGGAUGUUUUGCGUAGUAACAAUAUUUCACCGAAUGAAUUGCAACAAGUCGAUCAACUGGGUUGUGACAAUAUUUUAAGAAAUUAUUGUUACUAA
Molecule: messenger RNA, 501 nt
Organism: Aphidius gifuensis
Lineage: Eukaryota; Metazoa; Arthropoda; Insecta; Hymenoptera; Braconidae
Product: apolipoprotein D-like
Exons: 4
Coding region: 1-501 (166 amino acids)
Source: RefSeq, a predicted model, not a curated record